UUUGGGAAGCAAGUGGGAGGAGAGCAGGCCAAGGGGCUAUAUAACCCUUCAGCUUUCAGCUUCCCUGAACGCCACCCAGUGUGGAGCAGCCCAGCCAAGCACUGUCAGGAAUCCUGUGAAGCAGCUCCAGCUAUGUGUGAAGAAGAGGACAGCACUGCCUUGGUGUGUGACAAUGGCUCUGGGCUCUGUAAGGCCGGCUUUGCUGGGGACGAUGCUCCCAGGGCUGUUUUCCCAUCCAUUGUGGGACGUCCCAGACAUCAGGGGGUGAUGGUGGGAAUGGGACAGAAAGACAGCUACGUGGGUGACGAAGCACAGAGCAAAAGAGGAAUCCUGACCCUGAAGUACCCGAUAGAACAUGGCAUCAUCACCAACUGGGAUGACAUGGAAAAGAUCUGGCACCACUCUUUCUACAAUGAGCUUCGUGUUGCCCCUGAAGAGCAUCCCACCCUGCUCACGGAGGCACCCCUGAACCCCAAGGCCAACCGGGAGAAAAUGACUCAAAUUAUGUUUGAGACUUUCAAUGUCCCAGCCAUGUAUGUGGCUAUCCAGGCGGUGCUGUCUCUCUACGCCUCUGGACGCACAACUGGCAUCGUGCUGGACUCUGGAGAUGGUGUCACCCACAAUGUCCCCAUCUAUGAGGGCUAUGCCUUGCCCCAUGCCAUCAUGCGUCUGGAUCUGGCUGGCCGAGAUCUCACUGACUACCUCAUGAAGAUCCUGACUGAGCGUGGCUAUUCCUUCGUUACUACUGCUGAGCGUGAGAUUGUCCGGGACAUCAAGGAGAAACUGUGUUAUGUAGCUCUGGACUUUGAAAAUGAGAUGGCCACUGCCGCAUCCUCAUCCUCCCUUGAGAAGAGUUACGAGUUGCCUGAUGGGCAAGUGAUCACCAUCGGAAAUGAACGUUUCCGCUGCCCAGAGACCCUGUUCCAGCCAUCCUUCAUCGGGAUGGAGUCUGCAGGCAUCCAUGAAACCACCUACAACAGCAUCAUGAAGUGUGAUAUUGACAUCAGGAAGGACCUCUAUGCUAACAAUGUCCUAUCAGGGGGCACCACUAUGUACCCUGGCAUUGCCGACCGAAUGCAGAAGGAGAUCACGGCCCUAGCACCCAGCACCAUGAAGAUCAAGAUCAUUGCCCCUCCGGAGCGCAAAUACUCUGUUUGGAUCGGUGGCUCCAUCCUGGCCUCUCUGUCCACCUUCCAGCAGAUGUGGAUCAGCAAACAGGAAUACGAUGAAGCCGGGCCUUCCAUUGUCCACCGCAAAUGCUUCUAAAACACUUUCCUGCUCCUCUCUGUCUCUAGCACACAACUGUGAAUGUUCUGUGGAAUUAUGCCUUCAGUUCUUUUCCAAAUCAUUCCUAGCCAAAGCUCUGACUCGUUACCUAUGUGUUUUUUAAUAAAUCUGAAAUAGGCUACUGGUAA
Molecule: messenger RNA, 1415 nt
Organism: Pan troglodytes (chimpanzee)
Lineage: Eukaryota; Metazoa; Chordata; Mammalia; Primates; Hominidae
Gene: ACTA2
Product: actin alpha 2, smooth muscle
Exons: 9
Coding region: 133-1266 (377 amino acids)
Source: RefSeq, a predicted model, not a curated record